AUGGUGAGUCCACGAGCUGGCGGAAAAACAGGCAAAGAUUCCGGCAAGGCGAAGGCUAAAGCAGUCUCACGUUCAGCAAGAGCAGGCUUACAGUUCCCUGUUGGAAGAAUCCACAGGCAUUUAAAGAACCGGACAACUAGCCAUGGACGUGUCGGUGCUACCGCUGCUGUUUACAGCGCAGCCAUUUUGGAAUAUUUGACUGCUGAGGUUUUGGAGUUGGCGGGUAACGCGUCUAAAGAUUUAAAAGUAAAACGUAUUACACCUAGGCAUUUACAACUUGCAAUUCGUGGAGAUGAAGAAUUGGACAGUCUUAUUAAAGCUACCAUUGCCGGAGGAGGUGUUAUCCCACAUAUCCACAAAUCACUUAUCGGCAAAAAAGGUUCACAAAAGCCAGCAUAA
Molecule: messenger RNA, 399 nt
Organism: Cotesia congregata
Lineage: Eukaryota; Metazoa; Arthropoda; Insecta; Hymenoptera; Braconidae
Source: the annotation of a GenBank genome assembly